AUGCAAGCCCGUCUGUUUGCUCGCUCCACCGGCGAGCUCAGCCCUGAGGCCUUCGCCCAGGCGACCACUGCAGGCCUCGUCCGAACCUUUGCAGCUGCUCCCCAACACCGAUUCGAUGGCGGAGGUGCUGAGCCCGAAGUCGAAGGCAGACAAUCUGCCUUGUGGGCACAUCGGAUAGGCGUCAAUGCUCUGGCCCUUGACAAGUUUGAUGGUCGGCUACUGAUCUCUGGAGGCGCUGAUGGCUCCGUGAAGCUUUGGGAUCUGGAACAUGCUCCUAAUCCAAACUCUUCCUACACCUUUGAGCCCAUUGCCAAUGCUUCUCGCUCCGUCGGCGACAAUGGCAUUGCUCACAAGAAUGGCGUUACCCACCUCGACUUCUUCCCCUUCGACUCGGACGCCUUCCUUUCAAGCUCUUUUGACCGCACGCUGAAGCUAUGGUCUACCGAAAGGAUGGUAGUUUCUGCCAACUUCGAUCUGAACGCCGACAUCUACACUCAUGCGACCAGUCCUAUUGCCGAUCAUCUCCUCGUCGCCUGUGCCACGCAGCAUUCAUCCGUUCGCCUUGUCGACCUCAAGUCCGGGUCCUCGGUCCAGUCCCUCGUCUCCCAGGGCGGCGCUGUGCUAUCUGUAGCCUGGAGUCCUCGCCAUGAACAUGUCGUUGCCACCGGCCAUUUCGAUGGAAAGGCCCGCCUGUGGGACAUCAGGCGCGCUUCCGGCCUCAUUGGCCAGCUCGACCAGGAGGAUCACCUGGGUAUCGUCCACCGCUUCAACCACGCCAAGGCCUGCGGCAUGGAUUGGAACCAGAUGCCGCACUUUCGCAGCGCGGCCCAGGCCCACAACGAAGGUGUCAACGCACUUACAUGGUCUGACGACGGCAAGUACAUCAUCUCUGCUGGCCUUGACCGUCGCAUACGCGUCUGGGAUGCUGCCACGGGGGCGAACACGCUGGCGGCAUUCGGCUCUAUGAUUCAGAAUCGACAACCAAAGACGGUCAGCAUGUUUGUCACUCCGGCCAGGCUCACACCAAUUCGUCGAGAUCUUCUCUUCUGGCCGAACGAGAACGAGAUCCUGGUCAUGGAUCUGCAUGAGGGCACUUUGGUAUCUCGCCUACGCGUUCCAGGGCCAUCCACAGCAGCAGGCGCUCAGGGCAUUGGAGGUAUCAACGUCCAAAACCGCACCAUGGAUAUUGUAUGGCGCGGAAACGCAGGAUACAGACUUCAAAAGGGGCCAAUCAUGGGCGGAGGAAGCUCAUGCGGUGCAGUGUACACCGCCCACCUAGACGGCCAGAUUCGAGCAUGGAUGCCGCGACUGCCAGGGCCAGACAGAGACGACGAUACCUUGGAUCCUAUCGACAAGGAUGAAGAGGAGAAAGGCCGUAAACGAAAGGCUCUCGACGAUGCUUUUAGGAGCUUGAUGGGGAAGCAAAUCACGUUCAGAUGA
Messenger RNA from Colletotrichum chrysophilum, 1440 nucleotides. RefSeq lists its product as uncharacterized. Gene Ontology annotation, cellular component: nucleotide-excision repair complex; Cul4A-RING E3 ubiquitin ligase complex. The record is from RefSeq and is a predicted model, not a curated record. Gene Ontology annotation, biological process: transcription-coupled nucleotide-excision repair; proteasome-mediated ubiquitin-dependent protein catabolic process; protein polyubiquitination. The transcript is spliced from 2 exons. The coding region runs from base 1 to 1440 and encodes 479 amino acids. Gene Ontology annotation, molecular function: protein binding. NCBI's taxonomy places the organism in Eukaryota, Fungi, Ascomycota, Sordariomycetes, Glomerellales, Glomerellaceae.